GGAUUGAGGGGCUCUAAACCGGAGAGAAGCAACAAGUUGUUUGGACAAAGGACCAAAUCCAAAGCAGCAUUGCGACAACCUCGAAGCUAGUUCAAACUAGUGGGAGGUUGUGUGCACAGGAAAAGGAUGGGCCGUGGAAGAGUUCAGAUGAAGCGCAUUGAGAACCCGGUGCAACGGCAGGUUACCUUCUGCAAGCGCCGAGCUGGCCUCCUUAAGAAGGCUAAGGAGCUCUCCGUGCUCUGCGAUGCUGAAAUUGGUGUUUUCAUUUUCUCCGCUCAUGGAAAGCUCUAUGAACUAGCCACCAAAGGGACCAUGCAAGAGCUGAUUGAGAGGUAUGGCAAGUACACUGGUGGACCUCAGCUGCCUGAUGAACCCAUGGUGGAACCUAUGGAUGCUAAAAAGGAGAUUGGCAUGCUGAAGCAGGAGAUCGAAAUUCUUCAGAAAGGUCUCAGUUAUAUGUUUGGAGGGGGUUGUGAAUAUAUGUCACUGGAUGAAUUGCUUGUACUUGAAAAGCAUUUAGAAAUUCGGAUCAAUCAAAUUCGAUCAACAAAGAUGGACAUUAUGUUACAAGAAAUUCAAAUGUUAAGGGACAAGGAAGGGAUAAUGAAAGCUGCAAAUAAAUGCCUUCUUGAAACGAUUGAGGAGAAUAUCAGCAACACUGACUUUACUACAAUGACCACUAAUAUGCUGCACCCACUAACCAUAGCAAAUAACAUAUUUUAAUGUUUAGAAUGUUACCGUAUAAUUUCAUAUAUAAA
Molecule: messenger RNA, 758 nt
Organism: Hibiscus syriacus
Lineage: Eukaryota; Viridiplantae; Streptophyta; Magnoliopsida; Malvales; Malvaceae
Product: agamous-like MADS-box protein AGL12
Exons: 9
Coding region: 127-723 (198 amino acids)
Biological process (GO): positive regulation of transcription by RNA polymerase II
Cellular component (GO): nucleus
Molecular function (GO): RNA polymerase II cis-regulatory region sequence-specific DNA binding; protein dimerization activity; DNA-binding transcription factor activity, RNA polymerase II-specific
Source: RefSeq, a predicted model, not a curated record